Molecule: messenger RNA, 1692 nt
Organism: Dichotomopilus funicola
Lineage: Eukaryota; Fungi; Ascomycota; Sordariomycetes; Sordariales; Chaetomiaceae
Product: putative cytochrome P450 E-class, group IV
Exons: 3
Coding region: 1-1692 (563 amino acids)
Molecular function (GO): iron ion binding; heme binding; oxidoreductase activity, acting on paired donors, with incorporation or reduction of molecular oxygen
Source: RefSeq, a predicted model, not a curated record
AUGGCGUCCCAAACAGCCGUCACCCAAUGGGUGCUCGACCACCCACUCCCAGUGGCCCUCGUCGGAGCCCUCCUCACCGUCCGCCUCCUCACCUCCGUUUUCUAUCCCGCCAAAAAAAGCACCAUCCCCCACCUGCCCGAAACCAUCCCCAUCCUCUCUAACACCUACCAAUACAUGACCGACAUGACUACCUUCCUCGCCCGCUGCCGCACCCACCUCACCGCCCAAACCCCGAUCUUCCAGUUCCGCCUCGGCCCCGAAAAAAUCUACAUGCUCACCACCGCGCGGAAUAUCCAGGCCCUGUUCCGUACCUCACCGGCCAUCAGCCCGGAUAAGUUUUUGUGUCUCGUGUAUGAGCAUGUAGCGGGGUUUCCUGAGAAGGAUAUGAAUCGUAUCAAAGCCGACAAGACAGGGCGGAUGCGCACGCCUGCAGGAGCCACCAAAGAAGGGGAUGAUGGUAGUGGUUUGGACCGGUACUUUUACCCGAUGCAUGUUAUCGUGCAUGAACACCUAGUCCAAGCCCACAAAACCGAUGCCCUAGCCCUUCGUUUCCAGUCUCUCUUCGAAGACCGUUUGGCCAAACGCUUCCCCCUUACCACCGACACCGGCGAAAGCGAAUGGAUAACCGCCCUCGUCUACAACGACCUCUUACUGUCUGACACGACCUCCGCAGCAACCGGCACCCUAGCCGGCACACGCAUCCUGCAAACCGAGCCCGACCUCCCGAACUUACUCUGGGAAAUGGACGAGGGCGCUGCCAAGUUAGUCUGGGGACUUCCGAAAUGGAUGAAUAGAUCUAUCUGGCGGAAGAGGGAUGCGUUGCUGGCGGCGUGUCGGAGACAUGUGGAGCGGGAGUGGGAGGGGUUUGAUUGGGAGGGGGAGGAAAGCAAAAAAGACUGGGAGGAGGUUUGGGGGGCGAGUGUCACGAGGGAGAGUUUGAGGUGGUUGAAGAGGGAGGGGUGGGAAGUGGGGAGUUUGGCGGGGACGUUGGCGGUUAUGUAUAUUUUUGGCUCCAACGCUAACACCACCCCCGUAGUAGGCUGGUGCCUCAUCGAAAUCCUCCGUUCCCCCACCCUGUUCCAAACCGUCCGGUCCGAAGUCGCCAAAGCCAUCGUCACGGACCCUGUUACCUCCACCCGCCACAUCGACAUCCAAAAACUCCUCGCCUCCCCGCUCCUCCAAUCCAUCUACGUCGAAGCCAUGCGCUUACACGUCUCCAUGAACAUCACGCGGGAAGUCAUGGAACCCAUCCAAGUCGGCGGACACGAACUAGAAAAGGGCUCGUUGAUCCAGGCACCGACAGAGGUGUCGCAUUUGGACGAGGGGAUUUGGGGCGCCGAGGGCCAUCCGGCGGGGGAGUUUUGGGCGGAAAGACAUGUUAAGUAUGUGGAGAGAGUUGGGGAGGAUGGGAGGACGGAGAAGGUGCCGCAGUUUUCGAUGACGGGACGGGCUAGUGAUUGGUAUCCUUAUGGGGGUGGACCAUCGAUGUGCCCCGGCCGCUUUUUCGCCAAGCAAGAGAUUAUCCUGACGUUUAGCAUUCUUGUCUCGAGGUUUGACAUCGAGUUUGUGGGCUGGACACACAAAGAUGGAUCGCCUUCGGACAGGGGACCGCAGAAUGAUGUGCGAUGGAGCGGGGCUGCUUCGGUUCCGCCGGACCGGGAUAUGAAAGUGAGGUGGAAGCGGGUGUGGUGA